AUGUAAUUUUCACAGGCCGCUUGAUAUACCCUGGUAGGCACAAAGGUGUAGAAAUGAAGGUGGGUUGGGAGCUCGCUUAGGUCAAUGGAGGUUUCCGGGAGCCGCCCUUUGGGGCCGAGGCGCUUCCCCCCCACCCUCCAGAGGGCGCUGUGGGCGCCUCCACGACACCGCCCCGCAGCAUCCCCGGGGAGGAGCCUCUCCUGUAGCUGCCGCCACCUCCGCAAUCGCAAACCCGGAAGAAGCCUCUGGUGACUGUACUGUGCCGGCCGGCCUGGCGUUGCCAUGCAUCUCAUGGAGGUAGGUCUGGUUCCCGCUCCAGCGAGGGAGCCGAGACUGACCCGCUGGCUGCGGAGAGGCAGUGGGAUCUUGGCGCACCUGAUAGCUUUGGGCUUCACCAUCUUUCUGACUGUGCUGUCCCGGCCAGGAACCAGUCUUUUCUCCUGGCACCCUGUGUUCAUGGCCUUGGCGUUCUGUCUCUGCAUGGCUGAAGCUAUCCUGCUCUUCUCCCCUGAGCACUCCCUGUUUUUCUUCUGCUCUCCAAAGACCCGGAUUCGACUUCACUGGGCAGGGCAGACCAUGGCCAUCCUCUGUGCCUUCCUAGGCCUGGGCUUCAUCAUUUCUAGCAAGAUCCGCAGUGAGCUGUCCCAUCUGGUGUCCUGGCACAGCUGGAUAGGAGUUCUGACACUGUUGGCCACAGGGGCACAGGCACUGUGUGGGCUCGGCCUCCUCUGUCCCCGGGCAGCCCGUGUCUCAAGGGUGGCUCGUCUCAAGCUCUACCAUCUGACGUGUGGCCUGGUUGUCUACCUGAUGGCUACAGUAACGGUGCUCUUGGGUAUGUACUCAGUGUGGUUCCAGGCCCAGAUCAGAGGUGCAGCCUGGUACCUGUGCCUGGUACUACCUCUGUACCCAGCCCUGGUGAUCAUGCACCAGAUCUCCAGCUCCUACUUGCCAAGGAAGAAAGUGGAAAUAUGAAAUGCCUCCAAACUCUGGCUCGAAGUGGGAUUCUUGCCUUGGAUUUUCAGCAGUUCCUUGGUGAUCUUCACGGGACCCAGUUCAGAAGUGGACACAUUUUGUACUUCAUGGCCAAACCACAGGGUGCAGAAACCAUAGCUGCUCCUGCUGGGGCAGGAUCCAGUGGGCUCAAGU
This is a messenger RNA of Acomys russatus (golden spiny mouse), 1146 nucleotides long. Its product is annotated as probable transmembrane reductase CYB561D1. The transcript is spliced from 3 exons. NCBI's taxonomy places the organism in Eukaryota, Metazoa, Chordata, Mammalia, Rodentia, Muridae. The record is from RefSeq and is a predicted model, not a curated record. The coding region runs from base 283 to 972 and encodes 229 amino acids. Gene Ontology annotation, molecular function: transmembrane monodehydroascorbate reductase activity.